Rhagoletis zephyria (snowberry fruit fly) is the source of this 1657-nucleotide messenger RNA. RefSeq names its product cytochrome P450 6g1-like. The record is from RefSeq and is a predicted model, not a curated record. Gene Ontology annotation, molecular function: monooxygenase activity; oxidoreductase activity, acting on paired donors, with incorporation or reduction of molecular oxygen; iron ion binding. Gene Ontology annotation, biological process: insecticide catabolic process; response to DDT. Lineage: Eukaryota; Metazoa; Arthropoda; Insecta; Diptera; Tephritidae.
AUAUGGGUACUGGAAGCGGCACAACAUUCCCUUUAUAAAACCAUUCCCACUGAUUGGCAACAUUCAAGUCAUGUUUACGCUCAGCAACAGUUUCUUCCUGUAUCUCUCCGAUGUCUAUAAGGAUGCUACGGUGACGAAAGCAGCAGCAGUCGGCAUUUAUAUACUAAACAAGCCAGCUUUAGUGCUACGCGAGCCGGAACUCAUCAAAUCCGUGCUAAUUAAAGAAUUUCAAAAGUUCGCUAAUCGUUUUGCCGCUUGUGAUCCACACGGUGAUCCUUUGGCAUCGAAUAAUCUAUUUUUCGUACGCAAUCCACAAUGGAGGGAGCUGAGAACGAGAAUUUCACCGGUGUUCACUUCGGGAAAAAUUAAGCAAAUGUAUACGCUAAUGACUGAGAUUGGCUCUGAGUUAGAGUCCCAUUUGCUGAAACACACAAAGACUGGCAAUACCUACAACACCGAAAUCAAGGAGGUGUGUGCGCUCUUCACCACCGAUGUGAUAGCAUCGAUUGCCUUUGGCAUACACGCUAAUAGUUUGAAGAAUCCAGACGGUGAAUUUCGCACACACGGGCGAAAGUUUGUGAAUUUUACGCCCGGUAGAGCGCUCUCCUUUAUCAUCGCAUUCUUCUACCCGAAUUGGGUUAGCACAUUUAAAGUAAAAGUUUUCACGGCUGAAUUCUCGUCGUUUCUACGCAACACCAUCAAUCACGUUAUGAUAGAAAGAGAGAAGACUGGUACCAUACGUAACGAUUUAAUCGAUGUGUUGUUGGAUUUGAAAAAGGAGGCGAUUGCAACGAACGAGUACAAUGAGGAGGCGCAGGAUGUGCUAACAGCGCAGGCAGCAAUAUUUUUAACGGCUGGUUUUGAGACUUCAUCUUCAAUGAUGGCUUUUACGCUGUACGAAUUGGCCAAACAUCCGGAUUUACAGGACCGACUGCGCAACGAAAUUCGCGACGCUCUUGUGGUCGAUCAUGGCAAAUUAUCCUAUGAGACCAUCACUAAUUUACCAUAUCUGGGUAUGGUAGUAGAUGAAGUCUUACGUUUGUAUCCCGUACUACCUAUGCUCGAUCGCGAGCACCUUCCGAGGGAAGAAGACAAUCCGUUUGAUCUACUACCCUACUAUGAUUAUAAAGUACCAAGCGGCAUGGCUGUUUAUAUACCAAUUUUCGGCAUACAACGCGAUCCCAAGUACUGGUCCAAUCCUGACACCUUCGAUCCGGAACGUUUUAGCGCUGAGAAUAAAAAGCUACACGAACCCAUGGCCUACUUACCAUUUGGCACUGGUCCACGCAAUUGUAUUGGUAGCCGUAUAGGUUUACUACAAUCCAAAAUUGGUUUGGUUCACAUUUUGAAAAGUAAUUUCGUGACCGUUUGCGAUAAAACACCAGCGGAGAUAACUUUCGAUCCCUUGUCUGUACUGUUGCAAUACAAGGAAGGCAUAUACUUGAAUGUAGUAAAUGAUGUUAUAUACAAGCAAAAUGCGAAUUAAGGACGGACGUCGGACUUAAGUAUUUAAGUACAUAUGAAGGCGUAUUAUAAAUUGAUAUUUAAAUUAAAUAAUGAAACUCAUAUACAUAUAAAAACUGUUGUACAUAGUAAAUAUACGUUUAAAACUUUAAUAUACAGCCGUAUGUGAUAAACUAUGAACAAUAAAAGUCGA